AUUAAAGAAAAGAAACACAAGAGAAGAGGAUAGCUGGGGUUUAAGCCAGGUGAGGAAGGAGCGGGUGGCCUCGAGGGUUUUUCAUCCGCCGAUCUAGGAACUGAUGACAAAAAAAUCCUGCUCAGGUGCUCUCCCUUGGAUGAUUCAUUUUGGAUGCUCCUUGGAGGUAAACAUGACCAAUGUGGUAUGAGCAUUCCUUCGCUGUCAGUGAAUGCCCUCUGUGUAGGUUACAUCAGAAUAUGGUGGCGCAGAAGAGGUUGGGCUAUGGAUCUCGUGGCCGCCAGAUUCCAGCCAUGCCAUAUGUUCCAAACUCAGUUCGGGGGAAACGCACCAGGAGAAGAAAUAAAAAUGAGAUGUGUUCAUUUGAUUUGCUUGCGACCGUUGCCAGGACACUAUUAACAGACCAGGACAGUUCAUCGAAUGUUGCUAACACUAGUGGAGCAGCAAAAAGUUAUGCCAGAAAUAGAAAAUCAGUUAAAGAAAAAUACUUUGAUGAAAUUUUGCCCCUGAAAAGUGUGGCUGUGAAGAAAGACUGCUGCGGUGGAUGUGUAGUGAGUUCUGGUGAUGUCUCUGCCUUACCUAGGCAAGCUAAUGAUGGCCUGGAAGAAAACUCGUCGACAAGAAAUGAAGCUGAAUCAGUACUAGAGUCACUAACAGUGAAAUCAAAUAUGCUAGUUAGGGACUCGUCAGUUAGAUGUACAAGACCAUGUGAGAUUAGUCAUGGUCUUGGCAUAAUUCGUGAGCAUGGAGCUUUUGGAGUACGCCAUCCAGGAUCCUCAAGUUCAGCAGAGGCUGUACAAGCGCAUCAAGCUGAACCCAUCAGAAGACAAGCAGAUGGGCAUGCUGCAGCUCUUGACAGCUUGUUUGACUCUGUGGAUCUGGAUGGCAGACCUCCUGCUUUGGCUAGUUCUGACAGUAGCUCACGUGUGCUUUUGUGCAGCCAUGACAAGGAACAUAAAGCCUUGUGUAAGAUUGAAGUGCACCAUACUGCAGAUAGAGACAAUGAUGAAAAUUCUUCUGGGUGCACACAUCCAAGCGCCACAGGAAAUGAGGGUUACAAACCACAUUAUCUAGGUAACCAUAGGAUCAGGAAAUUGCUUGCCUCAAAGGUAAGGAAGACAGCACGUAAGACUUGUGGAGGGAUGUCCAACAAAGGUAGCAAGCUAAACUUCUGCGGGAAAAAGAUACCCGCCACAUGUCAAAAGGUGCAAAGGACAAAUUUCAAGAAGACAAAGCUAGCACGAGGUACAACUAAAGGGAUGCUAACUGGAGCCAGUGGAACAUCAUUCACUACAAAAGGUCGAGAUAAAUCGUGUGGAUCUGAGGACUACCAAGUUAAGCUAAGGAUCAAGUCAUUUAACAUCCCAGAAUUGUUUGUUGAGAUCCCUGAAACUGCAACCAUUGGUUCAUUGAAGAGAACCGUGAUGGAUGUUGUCACUAGUAUAAUGGAAGGUGGCCUACGUGUUGGUGUUCUUCUUCAAGGAAAGAGUAUCCAAGAUGACAGCAAGACACUGCAUCAAGCUGGGAUAUGCCAUGGUGAAAAACUAAAUAACAUAGACUUUACGCUGGAAUGUGAUCGUCAGCAAGAUUCUCCCUCUGGAGUCAUAAUACCGGAAGAAAUGGAUUUUGCCAGUGCAGAUAUUGUGGAACCAUUAGCUAGGAUGAAAUAUGAAGAGCCGUUUCCUGAAACUGAAGGUGGUUGUGGCAACCAGCAGCCUAUGAAGCCGUACCUAAAUGGCUCUCUAGCUGGUCAUGUUCAUCAUCCUGUUGAAAUGGCCUCACAAGAUACAUCAGCAAGCUUGCAAGCCAUAAUCCCUGUUGCAGCUUCAGACUUGAAUGCUCUAGCAAUUGUGCCUAUUUGCAAGACCAGACAAUCUGAAAUCGGGCAAAGGCGCACAAGGAUGCCCUUCUCUGUUGGUGAGGUUGAGGUGCUGGUGGAAGCCGUGGAACAGCUCGGGACUGGAAGGUGGAGAGAUAUUAAAAUGCGUGGAUUUGACAGUGCUGAUCACAGGACCUAUGUUGACCUUAAGAUUGAUGAACCAGGACAAGUGGAAGACCCUGGUGCACACUGCAAGCAUAUCCCCACAACAGCGAAGAGGCGAGCCAGUUCCGCAAGAACUCCUGGACCGAGUGCUCUCAGCGCAGGCCUACUGGUCCCAGCAGCAGGCAAAGCUUCAUGGAAAGGCUCUUGUUCCUGAGAUUUGCCUUGCCUAGAAAGAGGAGAUGCUCCUUGUAAAAAUUGUGCCUAAUAAUAGAAACAAGGCAGAAGGGAUAUGCAAAGGAAUCAGACUAAUUUGUGUGUUAUUGCAAACUUUAACAUUUUUUUUCUUUGGUCUCUGUUGAAGCCAGAGGUUCUCUCUCCUCUGUGGAUCAAUAAGGGAGAGAACCUUGUUUGACACUUGUAGAUGAUGUUGCAGACUGUUGCUGCCAUGUUUCAUAAGAAAGCCUUGAGCAUACA
This is a messenger RNA of Panicum hallii, 2458 nucleotides long. RefSeq names its product telomere-binding protein 1-like. The transcript has 11 exons. The coding region runs from base 180 to 2198 and encodes 672 amino acids. Gene Ontology annotation, molecular function: protein binding. The record is from RefSeq and is a predicted model, not a curated record. Lineage: Eukaryota; Viridiplantae; Streptophyta; Magnoliopsida; Poales; Poaceae.